AUGAAGAAGUCGUUGAAGAAUAUCAAAUUGAAAUUAAAGAACAAAAAGAGGAAGGGAAACUUCGUCUCCUUCUACGACAGAAUAAAAGAAAUUAAUGAGAAGGAAAAGCUGCAGGCAUGUAGCGUACUCGGAGGUGCGAACUACGACGAUGGUUUCACUUCACAGUGGAUAAGUCACGAAUCCAAGGAUGCCGAAGACCUCAAAAGAACGAACUUUUACGCAGCGCUCCAGGUGUACCCCCAAAACUGCUUCAACAGUGACUUCAAAAAAUGCUGCAGAGAAUUACAACCAUAUGCGAAAAAUCUAAUGCUCAUUUUGCUAAACAAGGACAGAAUUUUUGGUACCAUUUUGAAGUACAUAGAAAAUAGCAAAAUCCAAAAUGACGAAAAUUAUUUCUACAAAUUGUUGGUGAUCCUCAUAAAGGAUUUAAAAGAUGAAAGCAAAAAAUACAUAGAUCAUAUUUUAAAAAUAUUAUACGAUAAAAUUAAUUUCAACAAUCUAGACUUGUUAGAGGAAAUAUUUAAUACCUAUACAAAUAUAUUUCGAAUAAUGAAUAGAAAAAUCAUAAGUAACGUGGAUAAGUAUAUAAAAAUAUCCCUACCACUGUUACAACAUCGAAAUAGUAUCAUAAAAAUUUUCAUUGCGGAUAGUUUUUCUUAUCUGUUGAGGAAAUUAUUGCUACACGAUUUAAUGCAGUGUUUUCAAAAGUUAUUUUCUUUUUGCGAUUUUUUGAAAAGGAACAAAGUGAAAGAUUAUUGUGACACGCUGAGCCUCCUCAUGUUAGAAGCUCUAAAAGUGGACAAAGACAAACUGUCCAGAAAAACAUUACCCUUUUUGAAGUUUAUAAUUUAUUCACUAUUCCUAAAGGAGACAUAUUAUUGUGAAGAGACGGAGAGUCAUUAUGAACCAAUUGAGGACACACAGUGUAUGCACUUCCUAAAAAAGGCAGUAGCAAACUUCCUCAUUGAUAUUUAUAAUUUUACGAAAAAUGGGACAUUUGAAUUUGUGGAAAUAUUUCUAACCUUCAUUUUGAGAAAUUACUCUAUCCUGUUUAGAAGAUACUACACCGAUGUGUUAGUUCAGUCUGACCAAAAUACAGAUGCGUUGCAUUUGCUGAUCAGUCAAAGGGGCCCAAACGGGGUCUCCUCAAUUUUUCCCUCUUUAGCCAACGCGGAGGGGCACAGUAGCGAGGUAGUAGCCACUGCGCAUGAUUUGCAAGAUGAGGAUGACGGCGGAGCGGAGCCUUCUCCACCUAGCCAUGCUCCAGAUGGAGCACCAGAGAGGAGCUCCGAACUUGGGAACAGCAGCAGAAGCAGCAACAACAGCAACGACAGCAACGACAACGACCAGUUUAGGGACGAUCACCCACACGUACGUAACAACAACCAGGCACAAUCCUCCGAAACGCAAAGGAAGGCCUUUUUUGCGAAAGAAAUUUUCCACAGCUGUACGAACUUUUUUCUGAAAAAAAUAUUAAGCAUAUGGAUAGAAAAAAACAGCGAACAGAAAUGUAUAAUUGUGGAAACCGCUCUUCGCGAACUGAGUAAAUACGCGCAAGAUGUGAAUCGUUUGAAGUUAAUUUAUGUCUCCUUUUUUUACAUAUGGAAUAUCUACGACCACAUGUUCUUUUUACUAAAUCGGGACGUGGUUUCGAAUGAAGGCAUAAAAAAUAUGUUCACCUCCCUCGUCAAGGUGUUUAUGAGCAUCGUGACUGCAGAGCAGUGGAAUAACUUAAGUGACCACCACCCUCUUCGAGACUCCCUCUUUCGCUCUUUCAUUCUCAACGUGAACGAACUGUUAAGUAGAAAAAAUCACAGCGGCGAAGAUUCACACCUGAACGAUGUUUUGAAGUGCAUAUUUGUCAACAUAGCGAGAGAUGUGCAAAAGGCUGACAUAUUUAUGCGUGUAAAGGAGUGCCACAUGGUGGAUGGACUGAAGGAGGGAGCUGGCCCAAACCACUUGUCCGAAAAGGAAAGCAUGUCUAACAAAACGGACCCUUACAACAUCUCUGACGAGGGUACUAAUUUACACUUGGGAAAAAUAUUCCUCCUGUUUGACAUUUUGAAGAGCUCAACAGGAAGGGAGAGUAGCGCCGCGGAGGAGGAGGAUGAUGGAGAGUGUAAAAACCUUCACAAGAAGAAACUACAAAAUGGAGACUUAUGCGCAGAUGAGCAGACGGACUACUGCAGACCCAGUAGAGAGUGGAAUGCCUUCCACCAUGGGACUGACAAAAAGCAUAAGAACAACAUCAGCAAGGAGGAUUCCCCAACACAAAUGCAAACAGAGCUUCAUAAUUUAUUUUCCAUCACCUUUGAAAAAGUAACAAACAUACUUUCAAUUUUGAGGCGAAUUAAUGAGUGUACCAAUGUGAACAGUUCCACACACGUGAAAAACGGGGAAGAGGUUCUAAAUGAACCUCAGAAAAAUCUCCAAACAGUGAUACAGUUUUUAUUUGCAUACGUCAGCCUACUAACAGAGAUAAGCAGAACCGACGGGGCCAUACUACUUCUAUGCACAAAACGCAGUGGUAACAAAAAGGAGGAGGACAAUUUUUUUACUAUAUUUGGAGAAAUAUGCGAUAGGGUGGAAAAACUAAAAAGUAGGCAUUCCAUAGGAAGGAAAAUUCACAAGGAGAACACCUCCCCCGAUAUGAAUUUUUACUUGAACAGCAUCAUACUUGAUGGAAAUAUUAUGAUGACAACGUUGGCGAAGGGAAUGUAUAAAGACAGCGAAGUAAUCGAAAACGUCCUUCCAAACAACAACAAGUUCUUACUCAACUGUUUAAGCAAGUGGGAGAAGAACGAGGUGUAUGGUGUGGACUACUUGAAAAAAAUAAAAAACAUACUUUCCAACCUGAACGAAAUGAAUUUUUUUGCACACAAAACGGAUGACUUGUUUGCAUAUUUAAAGGCCCUUAAAAAGCUGUUUCUCUGCUACGACAAGGGGAAUAGGAAGGAGUUCCUGCAAAUUAUCCAAUUCGUAGUAGGCAUAUGUAUAGCACUCAAAAGGGACAAAGGAAGUUAUUAUACUACAAAUGAGAACAACAUUACAUCGGGGGAGAGUAGUAACUCUGCUUGCUACGCCAAACUGUUGCCCCUUUUUGAUUGUCUCAUUUAUUUAGAAAAUCAAGAAUACUUAGCUACGUACGAAAAGGUUUAUGAAUCCAAAAUUAUUGACGUAGUAAAUUAUUUGACCUUUUUUAAAAACCGCAACAUUUUUAGCGAUUACUUGCUGAAGGUGACCACAAAAAUUUGUAUUGUCGAAUUGGUUUAUCUGUUAAGUGCUAGCAUGGUGAGUAUCCCCAAGGCAAUCACUGUUCACGUCAAAAAUUUUCUGCGUUCGUACAGCGUAGACAAACAAAUGGACGACGAAAAGGGUUAUCGGCACCAGCUGGAAUACUAUUUUUUUGUACUAAACGGGGUAUUCAAAAUGGGUAAGGAAAAGCUGCUCGCUGUGGAGGAGGAGGUGGGCAGAAAAACUGCUCCAGGUGGAGAUUCCGCGAGUGAAAGCUGUGAGAAAGAGAACACUGCGGAUGACAAUGCGGAUGGUAAUGCGGAUGGCAAUGCGAAGCAUUUUGUAGAGGAGGUGGACGGACGAGAGAAUCACAGUGGGAGCGGUGCCCCCCUGAGGAACCUCAUUUGGCGGAACAUAGAAGAGUGCGAAAUUAAUAUGCGACAGUAUGUAAGCAUUCUGAGGAGCAAUGCACCGCCCACAUUGCCAGGAAGCAAAAAUCUGAAUGCUGAAAAUUCCCUCAAAAUUGCAUUCGCCACUAUUCAUAUGGUGAUCGUGCCGCAAGCGAACAGCCUUAACAAAUCGUACAGAACGAAACUGCUAGACAUGUACGUUUGGAUAAUGAGCUAUAUUAAUGGCAAUUUCAGAUGCUUCUUCCAGGAGUUAAAAUAUUACUCGCUGUUGAAUGUGGUCUUUGACAUUGUUGGGAGUUUGAAUGAGUUAUGUCACGCACAUGGGGGCUCUUCCCUGUCUGUCACUUCUACGCAGCCACAAGUUGACCAAAUCACCCAUGCCGUAAAAACCUUCGUCAGCAAAUUUGAGCACAACAUGCACAUUUUGAACAUCCCCAACAUGAUAAAAUUUUUGCAUAUACUGUGCUCGUACAACGAGAAACUAAACAACUACAAAAACGACAUUGAGGAAAUGCUACUGGAGAAGAACAUCAAUAUUACCAAGUUACUGUUGAACAUAAAAGAGGAAGAUAGCAAGGAGAUUAUCCCCAUCUUGAUAAAAAUCAUUUUCUGCAUUUUAAAAAAUAAAAUGAAAAAAGGAAAUAAAAAAUUGAAGAAGAAUAUGAUUUUUUACCUGUCCAACAUUUCUUGCGACAAUUAUUGCCAUAUCCUUAUAUCUGUAGUGUACCCCUUGGUGAAUGUAUACGAGGGUUCAAUUGACUAUGGCAACUUGCUUAGGUACGGAGACAAGGAGAAGGUGUUGAUCAGUUUCCUCACCAAUUGUCAGGGGAGCUUUGCGGCGCACUGGAGAUACCAAUGUGAUACGCGAGCGGUGAGUGCGGUGGCGGGUGAAGCGGCGAGUACAAACAGUGGGGAAGAAAUUUCCCUCUGCUACGACGAUACCUUUAAUCACUCCAGUUGGCACUUCGGAAAUUACAUAAUUGAAAUAAAGAAAGAUGCGCUUUUUAAAAACGUCCACUUCAACAAAAGCUUUAGUCUUUUUAUCGAGAUACUGAAGAUCAUGAAGUAUAAGCUGGACACCUACAUGGAGUUUUUUUUCCAAGUCUUUGUCACCAUAGCGCACUACAUCAAUGUGUACCACCUGAUGAAAAAGAAGGCGAAGGAGAGGAGGAUUUUCCUGGUGGUUAAGAAGAUGGAGAAUCGAGACAAAUGUGGAAGCGGCGAGGAGGGGGAGGCGGCCCACAGAAUUAGUAACCCCGGAGAAAGGGAGUACAAGGACCAGGCGAAAGACCACCACCACGAGUUUGGUCACAAGUUUGAUCAGGAGUGUGACCAUGACCGCAACCACCACUGUGAGAGUGACCCCCCCUGCGAACACCGUGUCGAACUGAGCGCGAAGAGCUCCUAUCUGAAGAACGCCAACAAGAAGUGCAUCGAGCACAUCCAGUUCAUCAUGCUAAACUACGAAAUGACAAAUCGCAAUUUGGAAAAGGCCAAAGAUUUCUUCGCCUUCAUGUUCCGAAAAAAUGUGAAGAACAUAGGCAAAUCAAAUUUGUUCCUGAAAAUUUUGUUUGACAUUUGGAGCAAGAACGAAUCGUAUCACGGGUUCUACCAGAGCAUCAUACCUAACUCUUUAUCCGUUUUAAUAAAAGCUGUAAACAACCAAAUAGUUGUCAGUCGAUUAAGUCACAGUGAAUGGAACGCACUCGCGGAGAAGGUAUUCGAUGUCGUUUUGCGCCUAUGUGGUUAUGACCAUUUGAAUGAGAACGAGCUGAAUUGGCGUAAAGGGGAAGCCUCCCAAAAGGGGCAAGAGCGCAUUCGGGGGAGAAGCAAAAAUAGGGAAGGAGUACUCACCAUAGUGGAAAUGAGAAAACGCUCUGAUGUGUCCACUUUGAAAGGCAUGAAGAUAUUGAAGCCGCUCAUUUCGGACAUUAUCGUAUGCAUUAAGAAAACCAUUUUAAGAAGGUACAAAGAGUUCCUUGUAGAAAAGGAAAAGGGAACUACACUCCGCAAAAAAAGCAAAACGGAUGAGUUAAAAAUUAUUAGCAAUAAAGAACUAUACAUUCUAAUUGAAUUAUCUGCUGUAAACAAAAACCAAACGUACAAUUUGCACGUCAUUAAUAUAAUUAUCACCUUCGUGCUUAUCAAUGCCAAGUCGUUACAUAGUACAAAUUCUGACCACGUGCAGAAGCUGAAACUCAUAUUGGUAGCUUUGAAGAGAUUACUCAUUAAUAUAUCAAGGGGGGAAAGUGAGCACCCAAGGUGGAGGGGAAAAAAGAAAACAAAUUGCAAUUUUUCUUGCUAUCAGGAUGCAGCGAGGAACGCCACGACCAGAUGUGCAAAUCUGUCCCAUAUAGACAAUGUACAAGAAAAAAAACGUGAGAGAAAAAGAAGCCUACACUCAUCUUAUAUGCACUCUUAUCACCAUGCGCACAAAUUGUACGUAUGCUUCAAACUAAAAAACGUGGUAUACGAAAUUGUCCAGAGAUGCUAUGAUGUAAGUUGUAGAGUCCUCGCUGGGGAUCUCCUAGUUAUGAUUGGUUGCAUCUUUUUAAAAAUUAGAAACAUAAACAGAUAUUUAGAAAAGUUUAAAAAAAAUAUGGACACUUUUUUAAAAAAAACAAACGAGCUUAAUUAUAACUCCAAAGUGGUCCUAAAGAAUAUCGUGAAAAUUCCAUUAAAAAAUGACCAGGCCAGGAGGAAGAAUUAUUAUUACACCUUCCUUCAGAUUGCCCAGAUAUUUUGCGGCCUGAACAUUUGCAAUGAGAGGAACUCCUACCACGAAUACGAUGCGGAUGUGCAGUUUUUAAUUUUCCUCGAUUUGUGCAAUAUGAAAAUGUCCACUGUUAUGAGGGGUUAUGCGCUGGAAGGGGAGGGGUACCUAAUAAGAAGCUGCAACAGUAGUGGAGAGGUAAAGAAGGGGAAGAAGAGCGAGGAGAGGAAGACACUCCGGAAAUAUACCUUUGAUCACCUGUUUUCAAAUAGCAACAAGUUGUUCCAUGAAAUCCUCGUGAGGCACUGCUCCUUUUUAAUUUUUAACGAAUCGACCAAUGAAAUGGUUAGAGACAAAUCCGUGCAGUUCGUUUUGUUCUUCCCCCAAUUGUUGAAAUGGCUACUGCAGGAAUAUGAAAGGAACGAUGAAAAUAUUCAUCACCUGAGCAUCGCAAGAGACGUCAAAAUAUGUGUCCAUUUCGUAGUUAAUAUUAUAAUACCCAAAGCGCUCAACGCACUAAAAAAGAACGUCAACGAUUUUACCAAAAUUGCGCUGCAGAUUAUCCUCACAACUAUAAAGCUAGUUAACCCCCACAUGGAUGCACUCAAACGAUUAGAUGUUGAACCAUUUUUAAGGGAGGUUAAAAAUUCGCUGGUAAAAAAUUAUAUACUCAAUGCAGAUACAGAUUCUUUGUUCUGCUUUAGCGCUGUGAAGGCGAAGAAGAAUGAGGAGACGCACCCCUCCGAACAGGAAAAGACGAACUUCAAAAUGUUGGAAAGGUUACUAUUUCACGACUUACAUCACAACGUAGUUGGAACGUUCCAUGAGAGUAAGUCUCAUCAAAAGGGAAGAAAAAAUGAAGAAAAUAAUGAACGUAGAUCCAUAAUCCAAAAUAUAAUAGAUCUUAAAUCAGAAAACAACUCCAAAGGUGUGGAAAAAUUAGUUGUCAUUACCCCCCUAUUAUGCUACUACACGAUUUCUAAGGUUGUAAUUCCACUUGCACUGAAUUACAUUCUCCAAAGGAGUUCAAAAAAAGAAACAUACAACAAAACUCUCAGCGCAAAUAGCAUAAAGCUGCUUGGUACCUGCACGGAGAGGGUAGGCAUCAAAGUUGUUUAUAACCUCCUGGAGCUGCUUCUUUCAGAGCUGAAGAAAAACUCAUUUAAUAAGGUAUACAUCGAAAAGGCAGUAAGUCACAUUGUGAGGACGUACGAUUUUAGGGAGUUCCAGGGCAUUGACGUGGAUCAGAAUUGGGGCCGCCCAGGAGGAGCAGCCUCGGAUGGAUUUCGAAACGAGGACGAGGUAAGCCGCGCCGCGGAGCAAAGUGAAGGGAUCGAACUGGGAGGAGUCAAAGGGGUAGAGACUGCAGUGGAGGAGCAGCAUGUGAAGACCGCACCAGAGGAUGUCGCACCUGUGAAGACCGCACCAGAGGAGGUCGCACCUGUGAAGACCGCACCAGAGGGGGACGCACCAGAGGGGGACGCACCUGUGGAGGCCGAACCGACGGGGCGGAGCAGUCCCAGCCCGCUGUGCCACAAGUUUGUCCGGCGCAUCCUCCCGCAGCUAAAGCUGCUAAUGUUCGACAAAUCUGCGACGAACGAAAAGAAAAAACAAAAGAGCUACAUAAACGACCAAGUCGUUGAUUACAAAAACAAGGAGGCAGUGGCCAAGGCCGACAUCGUCAUAUCAUUUUUAGUAAUUCUAAACAAAAUGAAUUACAAUUUUGAGAAAGAGUUACACAAAAUAAUAUACAAAUUAUGUUUUUGUUUAUCGUCCAAAAAUAACAAUGUAAGAAGUGAAUCGAAGAAGACGAUGUGUUUUAUUUCCAUGUACCUCGGUUUGAACUACUUCGAUUUGAUCAUAAAGCAGAUGUCGGAUUACCUGACCAAGGGAUAUCACGUGCCGAUAUUUUUGUGCACGGUUAACUCCAUCCUGGAAUCUGUACUAAACAAGAAGGACAAAUUUUUAGACAAGAAUUACUUAACCAUCGGCCUCAACGCGUUGAACGAUGGGAAUAUCAAAAGGUCCAAGGGGAAGGACUCCGAGCGGUUCAACGGAAGUAGCGCCACUCAGAACAGCGGCAGAGGCAGGAAGAAGGCCCCUUUCGCGGCUUCACCAGAUUGCACGAACACCCCGCACGACGCCUUCUGCACCAACAUCUUUAACAUGAUCAAGCUAGAAAUAAUAAACGAAAUUGACAAAAAUACGGAUGAUGUUAACAAGAAGCAUAUAAAAAGAAAAACGAAGGAAAGCAAAAAGACCUAUGGAAAGAAUAUCAUUAAGCUGUUAACAAAUAUAGUACCUGAAAAAUGCAUAGAAAAUAAUAUCCUCACAUUUUUAGAAAGCUUAUUUAGUGGGGAAUCUUUCGAAAAUAAUGAAGUGGAUAAAAAUUUUAUUUUUAAAAAAAUACAUUUUUAUCGUGUCGUCUUACUUCAACAAUUUUGUAAAAGGAAUAGAAGAGAACAAACGUCUCUCCCCCGAUUUUGUUCUAAACAUUAUUUACAAACUGUUAACAAAAUCGGUGUAUUUUUUCAGAGGUGAAUGCAUAUAAUACAGGGGUCAUUUCAGGAGAAAAGCAUUUAUGACGCUAUUGGAAAGACGAAGAAAUUUGAUUUCCAGGUCCUCGCACAGGUGUUGGCUAGGGUUGCCCUCAAGUUGUUAGCUUACGUGGUUAAGCGCUCAUCAGAGUUGUUCACGGAGAGAAGGUUAAGAAGUAAUGGAGAUGGUCUCAUAACCGAUGCUAAUGACAACCUUGAUGGUACUCUCCACGGUGAGAGGUACCCUGGCGGAGCGAUCAAAGAAACGUCAACUUGCUACUCCAUGUCCACCACCGUGGAUGAUAGAUCGCCUAGCGAAAAUGAAAACGCUCAGAAGGGGAGAUUCACGUCUAUCGGUAAUGACAAGGGAAGCGCCACAGAGGCAGUCGUCACCACGGUUGGGAACAGAACUGAUAACAAAGGGGUAGUAAACCAUAAUCAUGGGGACUCCUUUUCAAGCUUCCCUGAAUUUAUAGGACUAAUUGAACCACUCCUCGUGUACUUCUUCUGCUACGGAAAGGAAGACGUAUUUGUAUUAGCCUCCAAGUGCAUCAAAAUUAUUAAAAAAAAGAAAUUUAGCGAUUUUAAAAAGUUUGGAAAAUUAAUUAUUCUCUCAUCCGUAGAUAUAUUAAAAAAUAUCCCCAAUUAUUACAGCAAAGAAUUUGACAAGCUCAUUCUGUCAUGCAUUGACACGUUGACAUAUCUCAUACGGGGCAACAACAAAAAUGAUAUUAUCUCUUGGCUGAAUUCGGAUCUAUCUAGUCGCGGAAAACCUAGUGAUAGUGUUGAGGAGCCCUCAAAUGGUGACACCGUUUCGAAGAAAAAGAGAAAAUUGGAAGAAGGCACAAACAGAAGGAAUCCCCAUGACCCGCUUGGGGACACAGCCAAAUUGAAGAAACAGAAAAAGCUGAAUUAUUUGCUAGACGAAAAAGUCUUAUCUAUGUAUUAUCCCACCCUGGAGGGGGGAGAAUAUUUGCAAGACGAACAAGAAGAAUCGACGAACACUCUACGAUACUGCCUACUUAACCAAAUUUCGCUGCUACUAGAAAGUAAAAAUCACGUGUGGGAGUUGCUAAUAUUAUUUAAAAACUGCAUGCUGAGGGAAGACAUAAAUAAUAUUAUCAAGAAGGGGACAAUUAUCCUAAAAAUGAACAGCUGCAUUGAUCAAAUUUUCAACAUCAUGAUAGAAGAGUCUCAUAAUAUGAAAUUAUCAUUUCUGUGUGGACAGAUUUAUGUCGAUUUUUUGAUGCGAUUUCCUAUAUCAAAGAAGGAAAAGAAAAAAAAGUUUUUCCAAAUUUUAAAUAAUUUAAAUGAUGAAAAUGAUGACUCCAGGAUUGCCACUUUGAAUGCCCUGUACGUCUUCCUCAACAGAGCUAACGCCAAGUUAUUAAAGGAGGAAUUUUAUUACGUUAUUUUCGCGAGCAUUAUAGUGCAUUUUACUAAUGAAACAAAUUACAAAUGCAAAAAGAUGUACAUUUUUUUGACCACAUUACUCUUCCAACAAGUGAACGAUUUGACCUAUGUUUGUAAUUCGUAUAAAAUGUUAAAGCAUAACUUACUCUUUUGCGCAAAGGCAUCUUUCACGUAUACCUACUUGUAUUUGCUUCCCCUUUUCUCUUCCAUUUUUUCCGAGCGGAUUGCUUCAUACGGGCAAAUGAUUCAGGGUGAUGAUAAGCUAGCGCAGGAUGAGCGUAGUGCAGUAUCGAAGGAGCAUCAAAAAGGCAGGCGCGACAAAAUAUUGCAGCUAACAUUGCAGGGGAGUGACGAAUCGACGGAAAAUUACGGAAACAGGGAAUCUAGUACAUGUCGCCAAGAUGCACUUAGUGUGGGUAACUCCCUUGAGGAAGACACCCCAAGCAAGGGGCACAACACCAUUAGAAACUACUUCAUAAAAGAAUUACUAAAAAGCACAAAAAAGUACAAUACUAAGAAGAGCCCAAAUGGAAGCAACAUUGUAGAUUUGGCCCCCCCCAGUGACAUCAUCCUUUUUAUGAAAAGCCAAUUAGAAGAUUUGUUCCUAUCGGCCAUGUUUUAUCUAAUCGAUAGGACAUGCUCUGAUGUGAAAGCGUUCAUGAAGGAGGACAAACUGUCUCUUCAUGUAGUAACCUCAGCGCAAAACAUUACCCAUUUUAGUAGCAACUAUGAGAUAUACGCACAGAUGGACAAAGAUUUAGUAUACCUCUUUUACAAGGCACUAGAGCAAAUUUUUGCCCACAUAGACAUAGACUUGAUAGAAAAUCUGGUGCAUGAAAAACACGCCCAUAAAAUGUACAAGCGCUAUUUUUUAAAGGAGGACCGAGUAGAGUAUCCAAACGGAGGGUAUCCAGCGGAUGGGGAAGAAGAACCAAACGCACCAGCCAACGAAGAUACAAUACAUGACAAAUUAAUUUUGUACUUUCUGUACUUCUGGAAUUUGAUCAUUCAAAAUGGACUGUUCAAUAAAAACCCAUAUGUGCAAAUCAUAUCGUUGAAGAUGAUGCUAAAUUAUAUAAGUAACAAAAUGGCACGUCCGUUUUUUCCUCUCCUACUGGUCAAGUUGUUUUCUUCUGAUAAAUUUAUUAUCAACCUGAUUUUAAAAAAAGUUCUGUCACUUCUUUUAAAUUCAUACUUUCUCGAACAUUUCUAUAUAUACCAUAGAAAAAUUAGUGUUUUCCUCUCCAAGAUUUGCGUGCUGUUGGUUAACUUCCCGUGGAUUACCAACGGGUUUGAUGAUCAAAGCGAUAGCAAAGGAGUGGCGUAUGAGAGGUACUAUGCGGAAAAUCACGGCGAAGUGAAAGGGUGCGGUGAUUCAUCUUGUGGUAAAAACUCAGAGCAUUCACAUGUCACCGGUGCUCUAAAUGGCCCUGCCCAGGAGACUUCCACAAAAGAAAGCCAAAUGGACAACCAUUUUAGCGGCGCAAGUGAUGUCGAAGGAGACGAAGAAUUCCAAAAAGUGAACAUAAUUUUGGAGAAAGAUCAGAAUGAGCAAGAUAAAAAUACUUCUUACGAUCGAGUGGGAACCUUAAUGAUGCCAAAUUUGAAAAUAACCAAGGAAAUGCUGUCCUACAGCAAAUUUUUCCUUGUCAUCGUUACCCUCUCACGUGCCAUAAACAUCCAUUUGAUAAACAAGAAAAAAUCUUUUGUGAGAAUUCUAACAAUUUUAAAUACGUAUAAAAAUAUAAUUCAAGAUUUCCCCCAAGAUCUAUGGACCCUCGAGAAUGAGAUAAUUAACAUCGUCCUCCCCUCCUUAUACAAAGUAGCUUCCAUAUUUAAAAAGAAAUACUUUGUCGAGGAUGAAAACAUUUUCGAAGAAGUGAACACGUACAAUAAGCUCCUUUACCUAUCGAGCUAUGCGUGGUACAUUAUUUCUCUUCUGGAGGAAAAACUUCAAAACGAUAGGGGCACUUUUAAUAAGGCCUUUAUUCAAGCGAGACAGAGGAUCAACCGAAUUAGGUUUAUCAAAAAAAAAAAGAAGAAUUUGUUAGCCUUGAAAAAUCCCAAGCUGUUUACCCUAAAUAAGUUAAAAAGGAGGGAGAAAAAAAAAAUGGAAAAGAAGAAAAUGAAAAUGAACUUUUAG
Molecule: messenger RNA, 12450 nt
Organism: Plasmodium cynomolgi strain B
Lineage: Eukaryota; Apicomplexa; Aconoidasida; Haemosporida; Plasmodiidae
Exons: 5
Coding region: 1-8898 (2965 amino acids)
Cellular component (GO): small-subunit processome; nucleolus; 90S preribosome
Source: RefSeq, a predicted model, not a curated record